CUCGGCGGGCAGGGCGGGAAGCAGUCGUAGCGCCAGGCGCUGCUGCAGCAGCUGGGGACCUGCUCCCUCCCUACCAGCGCCUUGGGCCUGAGGCGUUACGAGCUGCUUUCGGCCUCGUCGUUGCGCCUACACAUUCUUCGGAGGAUGGCUGUCAUCCUGCGGAGGGGCCUUCCACCUGCAGCCUUCCACCCCCGGAGAGGGGACCCCGGGGCAGGUCGGCCGGGGCUGCCUGGGGUGGGCGGCUCGAAGCAGGGCAUCGCGUGUGGCGGCGUGGUUGUGGGGGGAAGAGAGGCCGGAGGGAGCCGCAGAUUCCCCGACUCCGGAUCAGUUUUGCCUCCUCCCGCGCCGGCGCCCCAUUGGCUCCCCUCCGUGCCGCUCUCCCACUGCCUUCGCUUAUUGGGCGAUGCGGCUGCCUAGUCCCGCCCCCUACUUCCUCGCGCCCAUUGGCUGUGUGGUGACCGGCCUGAGGAGUGGUGGCCGUGGCCGUGGCGGUGGCCGUCCUGGUGGGGCUGGGGCCGGGGGUGGGACGGGGACCGGGCCUUCACUGCCGAUCGUGGCUCCCUAGGUGUGGCGUGGCAACCAGAGCGUGCCCAUGGCAGCUGAGGCUUAUAGCUCCUCUGAAGGGGGCCUUCUGCCUUCACCAAUAGGCUUAGUCCUUGCUCUCUUGAAUGACUCUGAUAAGCUAAGUAGAUCAUACCCCUGGGACAGAAAAAGCAGGAAAAGUCAGCUCUCUGAACUCUGCCGGCUUAGAGCAUCUCUUUCUGGGGAGAAAUGGAGCUCUUACUGUUUGUCUUCACUGGCAGCUCGUAACAUUUGUACUAGCAAAACUGGUAACUCAUGGGCUCAAUGGGCUCCUGCCUCUCUCUCCACUUCCAUUGGAAGUUCUGCUUCUUGCUCCUUCUUGCAUGCCCUUGCCGUGGAGGAAUCCAGCCAGCACCUCCCAACUGCUGCACGCAAUCCAAACAAAGCCAUCUUCACCGUGGAUGUCAACACAACAGAGAUCCUAGUGGCUAAUGACGAAGCCUGCAAGCUGCUUGGGUGCAGUAGUCAGGAAGUCAUUGGUCAAAAGCUGUCCUGCUUGAUAUCCAAAUCCAGUCAAGAAGUAUGGGAAGCUGUGGGUGAGGAGUACAUAGAAACUGAUGAAUGUUCAUCGGUGGUUUCAGGAACUGUGGUGGAUAUUAUAGGCCGUCUCAAAGAGAAGAUCCCUGUCUCGGUCUGGCUGAGGCGAAUAAGAAGCAAGGACAGCCAGUGUUGUGUGGUUGUGCUGGAACCAGUGGAAAGACUUUCAGCCUCUGUUUCCUUCAGGGUUGACGGAGAGAUUACAUCAUGUGACCUCCUUUUUGCCCAUCUCCAUGGCUACCCAACAUUGGAAGAAGUAGUUGGGCUCCACAUAAAGGACCUGAUUCCUUCUGUGCAGAUCCCUCCUCUAGGCAAAAAAAUCCCAAAGAACCUCAGGAUCCAGCGAGCUGUAGGCCGAUCCAGAGAGGGUAAUGCGUUUCCUCUCAGUUUAAAGCUGCAAGUAAGCCUUCUGGAGGAGGACCAAGCGGCAGUGCAGAAAGAUGGUGUUCUGCAGGCAGAAAAAGAAGGCUCUUUCACAGGCUAUCAUUACUCUGCUACAGUCGUUUUCUCCACCAUCAGUGGUCUUGUUACUGUCGAGUCAGAUGGAACCAUCUGUGGCAUCAAGGAUAGUUUUGCUUUAAUGCUCUUCGGCUAUGAGAAGAAAGAACUGUUGGGAAAGAACAUUACAUUCCUGAUCCCUGGUUUCUAUAACAACAUGGAGAGAAGCAGUGACUGUUCUUUGCCAUUACCUCCUCUUGACGACUCCAUGGGGACAGAGGACAGCAGCUUCUUGGCUGCAUCUUUAGCAAGCCUUCUGUCAAGAGAUGAAGAGCAGAAAUUGAAACAAAGACACAAAGACAACAAAUUAAUACAUGAUGAAACUAAACAAAAGAAUGGGACUGGUUUAUUUUCUACUCUCUCACCUCCUGCAGUGGCAUCCACACCCUCUAAUAGCAAAGACAGCAUUGCUACCAAUGAGCUGUCAGCCCACCAUAGAGAGCCUUACCCUGAAACCUGGCUUGACAGAAUCAGAGCAGUGGAACAGUGUAGAACAGUGGAAAUGGCAGGAUCAAAUAAUUCUCAAAAGAUGCUCUCUGCAAGGCUCUCUCCCAUGUCAUCUGAUUCAGAACAGUAGGAUUUAGGUCAGAACAUGAAGAUUCCAGUAAGAAGCAGUGAUAGUGCAGUAUCUGGUGCAUCCGAGACUCAAAAUGCCAGUGAGACUAGUAUCUUGCCUAACCAACUACAAGUUCAUCAUCAAGACCUCAAGGAAGUAAAUUGUCGGCAGGUCUGUAGAUUACUGUAUGAAAUGCUGAAGCAUCAGCACUCCACUGAUGCCUGGGAACAGGCUUCUUCAGCAAAUGUUGCCUGGUCGCCUGUUUGUUCUAGGCUAGAAGGCAAUCUAGAUACUGCAUCCUAUGGCCCAAUUAAGCUGUCUUCUGAUGUUACUUGUAACUCACCUGGAACACCAACAAUAGAUGAACCAUUGUCUGGGGCAACACUGGACUACCGACAAGGCUUUCAAAGCCACAUGGUUACAGGGCAGUUGUCAAAAAAAAACUUGAUGUGUGAUGCAAAACAUUCCAGCCUUGAGCAUGUUGUUGUUGAAAACUGCCUGCUAAAUGAUGCUUCAUCCUUCUUUGCAAAUGGAAGAAAUACUAUCCAUGAUGUUUGCUCAGGAAAUAAAACGGGUUGCAGUGCUUCUGCACCAGGAGUUGCCAUGUCCUCUGAAGAUGUUAAAGAAUCAGACACUGAGCUGAACUGUGUUUGCUCUGGUCUUGAGGUACUGGGUCUGAAUAUUGAUGUCAAGGAGAACUCAGACAAUUGUUUAGGUAUUACUGCAGCUCUUGCAGGAGCAUCCUCCACUAAUGCAGCAGACUUGGCUGUAGGCAAUAUGCUAACUCAGAAAAACAGUGCCUUUUCAACUGGGCAAGAAAAGCAGCUGUUGAAUGGUGUUGCCAUAGAAGAUGGUUCUGGGUGGCUGGCCUCCCAAAGGCAUGUAGAAAACUCUGAGGAAUCCUCCAAAGCACUUCUUGAGAAGCCUGAAACUCUUGCAGAGACUGUGGGGGACAACUUCAACAGAAACCCACUGAAAAGCAAAGGUAGUCCUGAAGAAGACUGUCAGUUGCAUGGGCAGCAAAAUAUGGAGAUAAAAGGAACAUCGACCCCAGUGAAACAAGAAGGAAGGCUGAAUCCAGCAGCUCCUUUGACCUUGGAGAUUCUAGAAGGCAGCUACGCUGGGAAUUGCUGCCACAGAGAUGGUUCACAAUUAAGUAUACUCUUCGAAGUGAAACGUGUAGAACUGCAGGGCCGCGCCAUACUUUUCUGUGUCUGGGUGGUGAAAGACCUUCUACAGAGCCAGAAGGAAGCUGUAGCAAAGAGACAGCUUUUGCUCUCCAGUCUAGCAAGCUCUGCCCAGUCUAUUGCUGAUCUUUCCACAAAUAAUCUUGGAGAAUCCAUCAGAUCAACCUCACUUUUUGAGAAUUCCCGAAGAGCUGAAGAGCUUGAAGGAUUAAGGGCAUGUGAGGGAGAAUACGCAAAAAAUUACAACACUCUCCAUCUUAUUGGCAAAGGAUCUUUUGGCUUUGUCUGGACUGCCAGGGGCAAGAAAGAUCACCAGGAGGUUGUCGUAAAGUUCAUCUGGAAGGAGAGGGUGCUUGAGGACUGCUGGGUAGAUGAUCCUGAUCUGGGGAGAGUUACUCAAGAAAUUGCAAUCCUGUUGAAGCUGCAGCACCCCAGUAUCAUUAAGGUGCUGGAUGUAUUUGAAAAUGAACACUUCUUCCAGCUGGUGAUGGAGAAGCAUGGCUCUGGUCUGGAUCUCUUUACAUUCAUUGAUAAUCAGCCUAACUUGGAUGAGCCAUUAGCAAGCUAUAUAUUCAGACAGCUUGUAUCAGCUGUUGGGUAUCUCCACUGCAGAAACAUCCUUCACAGAGAUAUCAAGGAUGAAAACAUUGUCAUUGCUGAAGAUUUCACAAUUAAAUUAGUGGACUUUGGUUCAGCUGCCUACCUGGAACCCGGCAAAUUGUUUUAUACCUUCUGUGGGACAAUUGAAUACUGCUCACCGGAAGUGCUGUCUGGCAAACCGUACCAUGGCCCUGAGCUGGAGAUGUGGUCACUUGGUGUCACCCUUUACACCCUAGUACUGGGAGAGAAUCCCUUCUGUGAGCUGGAGGAGGCUAUGGCAGCUGUCCUGAAUCCUCCUCGGCCUGUGUCAAAAGGUCUCAUGGAUCUCAUCGCCGGGCUUUUGCACCCUGUUCCAGAGCAGCGCACAACUCUAGCCAUGUUAGCAGAGGAUUGUUGGCUGAAGCAGCCUGUGAACCUGGGUGCUUAUAGCUGGGAAGAGGUGUACAUCUCUGCUGAAACAGAAAGCAGCAGAUUCCGAAACAGUUCCAGCGAGCACGCACACAGAGACGGGCUCCCCGCUCCACACAUGGAGAGUGAGCCGUGCUUGAAUGGUCCCGGCUGUGAGCGUGCAGAUCCUUGCUGGGAAGAAGCAGCGGCUGUGGAGUGCCAGGGCUCAGCUCUGGGCCAUUGCAGCCAUCCCUCUCCACAGCGCCCCGUGGAACAGUAACUCCCUUACUACAGGGGACACGCUCAAGAACCAACAGGAAUUAAUUGUAAGCGCUUCUCUCUUGCAGAAAGAUUGCUGCUGCUUCUCUCUUGUAGAAAGAUCUGGCGGUCAGCACUGAGCGGUAGGCAGGGCUGUUCUGCCUGGGCAGGAUUCUUCUAGAAAAGCUUCUCGCUAAUAAGCAUUUAGAAUUAUUCUUAUACAAGGAUGUGUUUUAAAGCUGAGAGGUGAAGAUUUCAAUGUCUUGUUUAAAUUGGUCGUAAGUUAGUUAGAAUGUAUUUUUAUUGCCUGUUUUUACUUUUUAUAUGCAGUUUCACUCUUUCUGAAAAGUGAACAAAUAAACGUUGACUGCCCUCUG
Molecule: messenger RNA, 4982 nt
Organism: Harpia harpyja (harpy eagle)
Lineage: Eukaryota; Metazoa; Chordata; Aves; Accipitriformes; Accipitridae
Gene: PASK
Product: PAS domain containing serine/threonine kinase
Exons: 18
Biological process (GO): negative regulation of glycogen biosynthetic process; regulation of DNA-templated transcription; protein phosphorylation
Cellular component (GO): nucleus; cytoplasm; cytosol
Molecular function (GO): ATP binding; protein serine/threonine kinase activity
Source: RefSeq, a predicted model, not a curated record